This is a messenger RNA of Episyrphus balteatus (marmalade hoverfly), 1442 nucleotides long. RefSeq names its product mitochondrial import inner membrane translocase subunit Tim17-B. Bases 219 to 737 code for a protein of 172 amino acids. Gene Ontology annotation, cellular component: mitochondrial inner membrane; TIM23 mitochondrial import inner membrane translocase complex. NCBI's taxonomy places the organism in Eukaryota, Metazoa, Arthropoda, Insecta, Diptera, Syrphidae. Gene Ontology annotation, biological process: protein import into mitochondrial matrix. Gene Ontology annotation, molecular function: transmembrane protein transporter activity. The record is from RefSeq and is a predicted model, not a curated record. The transcript has 4 exons.
ACCCCCUUUUGACAUUGCAAAUUUCGCAUCAGACUUCGGAACUUUUCUUGUUCACAGUCUUUAAAUCCCUUUUAUUAGGUUUUUAAUUAUAUAUUUUUAAUGUAAUCGAUUUAAUUCAAUUCGUUUAUAUUGAAAUUCAAAAUUAUCGCAAUAAUAUUUACCAAUCAGUUUUGUAGUUAUUAUUAAAAUAUAAAUCGAACCAACGAAAUAAAAAAAAUAUGGAAGAAUACGCCAGAGAACCAUGCCCUUUCCGAAUUGUUGACGAUUGCGGUGGAGCAUUUGCAAUGGGUUGCAUUGGUGGUGGUGUUUUUCAAGCGAUUAAAGGUUUUCGAAAUGCCCCAUCUGGAUUUAAUCGAAGAAUGUUGGGAAGUUUAUCAGCGAUAAAAUUGAGGUCACCCAUUAUUGCCGGUAAUUUUGCGGUUUGGGGUGGAAUGUUCAGUACCAUUGAUUGUACUUUAGUACAUUUCCGAAAGAAGGAAGAUCCCUGGAAUUCAAUUAUCAGUGGUGCAGCUACUGGAGGAAUUUUAGCAGCUAGAAAUGGAAUACCCGCAAUGGCAGGUAGUGCCAUUAUUGGUGGAGUACUUCUUGCCCUAAUUGAAGGUGUUGGUAUCCUAUUCACACGCAUGUCAGCCGAACAAUUCCGCAAUCCAGUCCCACCGACUGAAGAUCCAGCUGCAUUGGGUGAUCCAACGAAAGGCUUUAGUUUUGGAUCGACGACGCAAGGUCAAUACCAAUAGCCAUUAACGACGAAAGACAUAUAAGACAGUUAUGUGGUUAAAAUUCCUUCGUAGUAGUCAUCUCCAUUUAACCUGGUUUUUGUCCAAAAAACAAAACCAAUCACCCAUAAACAAAAGCUUGAAAUUAAUAUAAUUAACCCCUGGUAGGCUAAAAGGACUGUGUGUUUGAAUAAUAUAUAACUAUUAUUUUGGCAAAUAGAAAAAAAAAAAUAAAAUAAUAUUUUAGUUUCGGUGUGAAUGCGAAAACAAUGUAAUUGAAUGUGUGAAUGAAUAAUGUAUACAUUAUUAUUUUUUUUUUUGUUAUUUUUUUCUCCCCUUUAAACUUGGCCAAUUUUAUUAUUGAUUCUUCUUUCAAAUAAAACAAAAAAGAAAUAAUCUUCAAGAUAAAUUCAUUUUGAGUUAAAUGAGUUUUGUCACUUUAUCCGUUGGAUGGCGCUUUAUAUUGUAUGCUGUUGUAAUGAUAAAGUGGCAAAUGGCUUGUUUUAAAGCCUCGGCUCCGGAGCGAGGAUCUUUUUUCUAUUCUCUAGGAAUAAUUCUUUAUUUAUUUUGUCUGAGAAAUAAUUCCAGAGAUAGGAAUAGAAACUUUAAACUGUAUCAUUGUUAUUUUAGUAAAACAACAACAAAAAUCAAAAUGUAAUAAAACUUCGUUUUUCUUUGUAUAUUGUACAUAACAUAAUAAAAACCGAAGACAAAUUAAUUUCUAUA